Molecule: messenger RNA, 3423 nt
Organism: Bactrocera oleae (olive fruit fly)
Lineage: Eukaryota; Metazoa; Arthropoda; Insecta; Diptera; Tephritidae
Source: RefSeq, a predicted model, not a curated record
AUUGAUUUCUCAGUCGAUAUUUAUGGCAUUAUCUAUUAGUGUUAAUUGUACUUGUUAUUUUACAUCGUAUAUUUCUUUGAACCGCUUUUGACUGGAUUUGCAACUGAAAAUGUGUAAUAUAUGAAAUAAAUUAAUCAAUGUAAUGCAAUUUGAACGGCAUAUACAGAGCACGUCAGCAUUCAAAAUAUUAAAUCUAGUAGUUUUGCUAAGAUUACUGAAUCUGAAAAGUCGCCCGACACGAACUAUACACUUGGAGCAGCUAAGGCAGACGAAGUUGAUGAUCUUAGAGACACUACCUCAUUUUCAGAAAUGAGUGGUGGUAGUCAAAUUAAGACAACCAUUACAACUGCUGUAACCAGAACAGAAAUGUCACAUAUACACGACACAGCUUUUGACAAGGAUAGGCAAGAUAGAAAUGCACCUGAAGUGACUAAAUAUGAUGCGUCUAAUUUAGAACAUUUAAAGAGGCGGGGUGAUGUUAAGCGCAAGAUAAUAGAAUUAGAAAAUACUAAAAACACAAUACCAACAUCCACUAUUGGCAAGCAAAAGUCUUUGGCUGAGAUUGGUGAAAAAAUUCCAGCUGUUAAAGAAGUAGUAAAGGAUUUUGAAGAUAAAUUUCAUGACUACAGCGUUGAAACAACACCAUUUAAAGUGAGACAACGUGAUCUAACGCCAGCCCAUGUGGAUGAGAAUGCUUUGGAGCGUCAAAUAUUAACAGACGUCGAUCUUGCAUUGGAGAAACUUAUAUCACAUGAGCAACCGGCAGAAGAAGUGAAACUAUCGCCUGUUGCGGCCAUAGAGACUAGAUUGGAUAAUUCCCAUGUGCCAAAGGAAGAAAUUUGCGAAAAAGUUUGCAUUAAACGUAAAAUGUUCGAAGUAGCUAAGGAUGAGACUAAGUUUGGUAACACUGGUGAUGCAGAGAGCGCUUUUGGGGCUCCAUUUGAGAAGUCACCUAAAGAAAUUAAUUUGCCAUCAGCAGAUACCGAAGGUUCUGAAAUUUUGCCAAACGUUAAAGAUGUUGUAAAAACAUUUGAGCAGAAGUUUUCUUCUCUAGAAACUUCCCCAUUACCCGCGCGUAAGCAUUUUGUUCGUGCGGACAACGAAGUAGACAUUACCUAUUUAGGCAAAAAAGAUCUUAGUCAAAGAGACGAAAUUUUAGAAAAAAUAACCGGAUCAGCACCACCAGUACAUGGCGCUAUCAUGGCCCAGGAAAGGUUGGGUAGCUCUUUAAGAGAAGAACAAGUAUUUGAGUUUUCAGAACCAUUAGUUAAAAAACAAAAAAUGUCUGAAAUAAAUCUAGAUAAUGACAUAAGCUUGAUUGAUCAAAAUACCCUAAAAGACAAUAAGGAAGAAGUAGUUUCUAACGUGACCGAUAAAUCACAGGUUGCGGAUAAUGCAAAUGACUUCAUUAAAACGAUAUGUGAUAAAACCGAAUUUCCUAUCGAAGGAACAAUUGUGAUAGACAGUUCAAGCUUCCCAAUGAAAGAUAAAGAAGGUGUUGACUUAAUACCUGAGACACAGGACACUGAUGUUACUAGUAUAAAGGAGUAUAAAUUAAAAAUUUAUGAAACAGCUGAAAAUGAGCGUAAACAAGAAGUUUGUUUAGGCAACCUACAAGUAAAACAUAGAAAAGAUAGCGUAGAAACUGAAAAAACUUCCGAUACCGCCACAACAAUCAAAAGAUUUCCAGUAACGCUACCGACACCGAAAAGUGAGGAAAAAGAAACUGAUAUUGAAACUAAAGAAGAAAAUAAUAAAAUAGUAAGUGGCUGCAAAGCUGAUCAAGAAACAAUCUCAUGCGCGCAUUUUAUUACAAAUCAAUUAAAACUGGAAACAUUUAGUAGACCGCCGGUGCCUUUAACAACAACUAAAAUAAUUAAAUGGACUGAUGAAAAAACAAAUAAUUUAGAAACGUCAGACCUUCCCACUCUUCCAAAACAAACAGACUUCAGAAUAACUUCCGAGAGAACUGAACUGAUGCCUAUCGAAAAAUAUUAUAGAAGUGAAAACCAAAAUAGGCUUUAUGACAAAGCGAUGACGCAAGACUAUAACGAUAAAACACUAACAGGGCUCCAAAUAAGUACUACCAAAGAACAAACUGCGAAAAUUCUUUCUUUCCACAAACAUUCUGCUAUUGAAUCACAUGUUAAAUUUGAAAACCUUACAGAUACUGAAAUGAGACAGGUUUCGAAUACAGAUAUCAAAGAUUUCCAAAAAUUUUCAAAACCAAAAGACAAACACAAAUCUCCUCUAGACAUUGCUAAGCCUGUUCCUCAUGUGAACUAUUCUGAUGAAUCAGAGGAGGAGUUUGACAAACCUAAGGUCACUGAUAUGAAACAGGUGUUACCAUUAGUAAAGUCUAUAAGCAAAUCAGAAGACAAAGAUACUAAAGACGUUCUACCAAUUUCCAAACCAGAAGAUAAACUAAAAUCUCCUCUAGACAUUGUUAGGUCUGUUCCUCAUGUGUACUCUUCUGAUGAAUCAGAGGAAGAGUUUGACAAACCUAAACUCACUGAUAUGAAAGAGGUGUUACCAUUACUAUCGUCUAUAAGCAAACCAGAAGACAAAAGUACUAAAGACGUUCUACCAAUUUCCAAACCAGAAGAUAAACUAAAAUCUCCUUUAGACAUUGUUAAGCCUGUUCCUCAUGUGUACUCUUCUGACGAAUCAGAGGAAGAGUUUGACAAACCUAAACUCACUGAUAUGAAAGAGGUGUUACCAAUAGUAUCGUCUAUAAGCAAACCAGAAGACAAAAGUACUAAAGACGUUCAACCAAUUUCAAAACCAGAAGACAAACCAAAAUCUCCUCUAGACAUUGUUAGGCCUGUUCCUCAUGUGUACUCUUCUGGUGAAUCGGAGGAAGAGUUUGACAAACCUAAACUCACUGAUAUGAAACAGAAGUUACCAUUAGUAUCUUCUGUAAGCAAACCAGAAGACAAAGAUACUAAAGACGUUCAACCAAUUUCCAAACCAGAAGACAAACAAAAAUCUCCUCUGGACAUUGUUAGGCCUGUUCCUUAUGUGUACUCUUCUGAUGAAUCAGAGGGAGAGUUUGACAAACCUAAACUCACUGAUAUGAAACAGGUGUUACCAUUAGUAUCGUCUGUAAGCAAACCAGAAGACAAAGAUACUAAAGACGUUCAACCAAUUUCAAAACCAGAAGACAAACAAAAAUCUCCUCUAGACAUUGCUAGGCCUGUUCCUCAUGUGUACUCUUCUGAUGAAUCGGAAGAAGAGUUUGACAAACCUAAACUCACUGAUAUAAAACAGGUGUUACCAUUAGUAUCGUCUGUAAGCAAACCAGAAGACAAAGAUACUAAAGACGUUCAACCAAUUUCCCGCUCUGGGUAUGGAUUUCUCUUCUUCCUCGCUAUCGAAGCUAUCCUCCGCGGCAGAGUCAUCAAGUUUUUCAACAUCUGUUAA